This is a messenger RNA of Hemicordylus capensis (graceful crag lizard), 870 nucleotides long. It is a transcript of the gene ATP5MC2, whose product is annotated as ATP synthase membrane subunit c locus 2. Lineage: Eukaryota; Metazoa; Chordata; Lepidosauria; Squamata; Cordylidae. Gene Ontology annotation, biological process: proton motive force-driven ATP synthesis; proton transmembrane transport. Gene Ontology annotation, molecular function: proton transmembrane transporter activity. The record is from RefSeq and is a predicted model, not a curated record. The transcript has 5 exons. The coding region runs from base 282 to 701 and encodes 139 amino acids.
UUUGGCGGCGGAGAAGGUUCGGAUUCUACCGGUGCCUGCAAGCACGCUGAAAUACCCUGGCUGAUGAUACAUCUAUUUAUUAAGCUUUUAUGCCGCCUCAUCCAGGUGGCCCUAGGCAGUUCACCACCUGCAUUCAGAAAAGCUGCACCCUAGGUUUUUAAGUAUACGCAUGCUAUAGCAUGUAUGAUAUAUCUUAUUGCAAAGGUGAGGCCACCAACUAGGAGCACAGGAAGGGCCUCUGGAAAAGCUGUUGAGUGUGGUCACCCCCAACACCCCUGAAUAUGUAUACCUGUGCAAAGUUCGUCUCUGCUCCCACCCUUGUGAACAGUUCCCGGCUGCUCUGCAGACCCAUAUCUGCCUCCGUGCUGAACAGACCUGAGGUCAGGACAGAUGAGACCCGCUGUAUCUCGGCUGCUCAGAAUAAACUCUUGCCGAUAUUGCUCCGGGAGUUUCAGACGACUGCCAUCUCCCGGGACAUUGAUACUGCUGCCAAGUUUAUCGGUGCUGGUGCUGCUACUGUGGGUGUAGCUGGCUCUGGUGCUGGCAUUGGGACCGUAUUUGGCAGUCUCAUCAUUGGCUAUGCCAGAAACCCCUCCCUGAAGCAGCAGCUCUUCUCCUAUGCCAUCCUGGGUUUUGCACUCUCUGAGGCCAUGGGGCUGUUCUGUUUGAUGGUGGCAUUCCUCAUUCUUUUUGCCAUGUGAAGGAGCCGGAUGUGCUGUGUGUCAUGUGCUCCCCUUUCCUCCCCCUGUGUUUAGCCCAGUGUGUUUGCCGACCUGAUUGUACUGUGGCAGGUAGGAGAAGCCUAUCUGUUAACCAAAUCCGUCCGGCUCGGGGGGGGGGGCAAGUAAAUAAAUACUGUAUUGGUAUAAA